Molecule: messenger RNA, 297 nt
Organism: Closterium sp. NIES-65
Lineage: Eukaryota; Viridiplantae; Streptophyta; Zygnematophyceae; Desmidiales; Closteriaceae
Source: the annotation of a GenBank genome assembly
AUGGGUGAAGUAAAGACUCUGCUGGUAGUGAGUGAUCUCGAGCGUGCACGUCUCGCUCCUGCCUGGGAGGAGUUGUCCAACUCCGCUCCGCCGGAGGUGGUGGUUGCACACGUAGACUGCACCGUUUCCACUAAAGUCUGCGAGGAGCAGGAGAUUCGUGGAUAUCCCACUCUGAAGCUCUUUGUGGGUGGCAAGUUCCGCGAGCACUACGAGGGUGAGCGUGACCUUGCAGCUCUCAAGUCGUUUGUGGAGGAUGUUGCAGAGGAUGUCAAGGACGCUCUGACGGAGUCAUCGUAG